Punctularia strigosozonata HHB-11173 SS5 is the source of this 153-nucleotide messenger RNA. RefSeq lists its product as uncharacterized. The record is from RefSeq and is a predicted model, not a curated record. Bases 1 to 153 code for a protein of 50 amino acids. NCBI's taxonomy places the organism in Eukaryota, Fungi, Basidiomycota, Agaricomycetes, Corticiales, Punctulariaceae. The transcript has 2 exons.
AUGGGCCUGCUUGACCGUGAUUCACAAAACUUCACUGAGGCCGUCGAAAACAUCGAGGCCGCUCGAUCGCUGCUGGAGGAGAUUGGAGAGAAGGGUAACACAGAGUAUUGUUCGAAACUCCUGCUUGAGAUGCAGAACACUGCGGGCCCCUGA